AGCGCAUAGUGAUAGCAAUGCGGCGACUUGUUUAUAUGCAAGUCUUUGGCCUCACGCUUCUUUAUCCUUAUGGCAUAUACAUCGCUUAUGUUUGUGUUUCCUGUUUGACUUCCGGAGAUUUGUUGGCUUUUGUGUGUUGUGUUUUCUGUCUGAAAGGGCGUGCGUUCAUGCACGAGCUCUGCAAACCGCACGCACCGUUACGGAAAAAGGGAGUGUCGGUGCAUAAAGCGGGACCAGACACCAGUAAAGGCUCCUAUGUGGAUAUUUCAUUAAAGUGUACUCUGGGUGUCCCUGAAUUGCUAUCGUGUUUCAAGGCCGUUCCAAAAUGAGUUGCACGGAUCAAGGUGAUGCCAAGAAGUUUCUCCGUAGUUUUUUGGAGGAGUUUCCGAACCCGCUGGGCACAGAAGACCCCCUUCCGGUCAGUCCACUCAGCCGUAAAGUGACUUUGCAUGAGGUGAAAGGAGAGAGUUUGGAUUUUGGUCUGCGACUCCUCUCAGCCAGGAACGCCCCCUCCUGGCUAAGUGCAGCGAUGUGUAAAGAAGCUGUCAAUGAAUUGCUUAAAGAUGACCUUUCACCUUACUACUGCUGCCCAGAUCCUGAACAGACACAGGAGGAUGAACGACAAGAACAAGAAGUUUUGUUACAGUCUGAGCCAUUGCAGCGUGUUUUUUUAAAUAAAUUGAGAGAGGUGGGUGUGGCCUGGCAAAAACAGAUGCCCAAUCCCGGAGCUUCGUCUUCAAAGAGCCACAGCUGUUCCGUACAUGCCAUUCGAAACACCCGCAGGAAGAUGGAGGACCGUCAUGUGAUCCUGAAAGAGUUUAACCAGCUUCUAGGGCUGCAGGAUAGUGUUGAUCGAGAGUAUUACGCUGUGUUUGAUGGUCACGGAGGGAUGGACGCUGCCACAUAUGCAGCCACUCACCUGCAUGUUGUACUGAGCCAGCAGGAGGCGCUAAAAAGUGAUGUUACCACUGCCUUCAAAAACUCCUUUACACAAACAGAUGACAUGUUCAAGUUAAAAGCCAAGAGAGAGCGUUUGCGCAGCGGCAGCACUGGCGUUGCACUUUUGCUGACUUCUGAUUGGCUCACCGUUGCCUGGCUGGGUGACUCUCAAGCUAUGUUGGUCAGACAGGGAGAACCGGUGACCCUAAUGGACCCGCACAAACCUGAGAGAGAGGAUGAGAAGAAAAGGAUUGAGGAUCUGGGUGGAUGCAUCGCUUUCAUGGGAUGCUGGCGCGUGAAUGGCACGUACGCAGUUUCCAGAGCAAUAGGUGACUUUGAUCAGAAACCAUACGUCUCUAAUGAUGCAGAUUGCUCCUCAGUAAAGCUGAAUGGCAAUGAAGACUACAUCCUUUUGGCUUGUGAUGGUUUCUUCGACGUGAUUCAGCCCAGAGACGUCCCGGGAUUGGUCCUGGAGGCUCUGAGCUCCGGUGAGGAUGUAGCUCAAAGUCUGGUGGCCCAAGCCAAAGCUGCCGGUUCCAGUGAUAACAUCACAGUUUUAGUGGUGUUCCUUAAAGAACCGGAGAAAAUCUUGACCUGCAAUACGAGUUCUGAAUCUGCCGAGGAUUUCAAAAAUGUCUUAAGUUUUAAGUGUUAACUUGCCUUCAUUCACCAAGACAAGUCUGUCUUUUAAAAAGUUGCCUGGUAACAGCUUAUCUCAUUUGCUGGUGCUUAAAUUAUCUUACAGAAUGUUAUACCUUUCAGACAUGUGCAAAAGAAAGGUGACCAAUGCCUGUUACAGGGAAGAUAAUACAGGUCUUAAUAAUCUUUACAGAUGUGGCAACGCAUUUCGGACCACACUGGCAUCUCGAUGAUCUUUCAUAAUAACUGAUCAAUAUCUUAAUAACUUUCCUCUAAUGCUAUUUUAGCAUUUGUGCUAACCCAGUGUUGUAGGUUUAAGACUGUUAUUUAUUUCAUAAAAGUAUUUAUAGCUUAACUGUACUGUGUAAACAAGUUCCUUCACGUGCCAAAACUGUAUGUGGGUGUCUAACUUUGCCAAAACCACUUCUCUUUAGCUACUGCAAAUUUUGAAAAGCAGUUUUUGAAAAGUGCUCCCAUUCGGUAAACCUCAACCGACUAUUUAUUCAUAAACGUGCUUUAGUUUUUACCACAGUGCCUUUUUUGUUAUCAGUGUUAAUACUGGCUUGUGCGUAGUGGGGUGUUAUAUUAUCUUAGCUAGAUAUUCUGCCCAGCGAACCACACGUCCUGCAUGCCGCAAGACUUCUCGUGUUACAGCCGAUUAAUAUUUUGAAAGCCUUGUGACAAGUAGCUGAUAUAGUUGCACAGGGCCCAGAAUAGAGCUAACCUACUGGAUACUGCAUGAGGACGGUGAAGACAGGACCAUGAUAUGUCGAUUUGGUUAAUAAAUGGGUUUGUUGGCUUAGUUUGUCCAUUCUGAGUAAUUGCUUCAACCCUUUAUGUGCCUAUUUAAAGUUUUUCAUGUUGUACAGUAGAGAAAGUCUGAGAUCACAUUGAAAAUCUGUUAGUAAAAGAGGAUUUAUGAUAUUAUGAAAUUCACUUCAAUUGAAUUGUUACACUGGAAAAGAAAAGUGCUGGGUUACUUUAAAGACCCCAUGAAAUCAAAACUGACUCUUCUUAUAUUUUAAUAUAUUGCAGUGUUUAUUAUCAUUCAUGUGCAAACUUCAGUCAAAAUCCCUCUUGUGGUGAUCAUUCUCUCAUGAUGUCAGCUGGACUGGUUGGGUGGGACUAUUCUUUAACUCCGUCCCCUCCAAUUGGCAGUCUGCUGCAAGUUUCAUUUCUGAAUCAAAUGCCUACUUUUCUUUAUCCAAUCAAAGCACAGUGGGGAACACAAGCCACUCCCACUAUUUUCCUCGUAUAUUUCAUUUCACUUGGAAUGCGUCACAACACAGAAGUAAAGUCGUCUUCCAUUUAAAGGGACAUUUCACUUUUUUUAAAAUAUGCAAAUUUUCCAGCUCUCCUAGAUUUAAACAUUUGAUUUCUACCUUUUUGGAAUCCAUUCAGCUGAUCUACGGCUCUGGCGCUACCACUUUUAGCAUAGCUUAGCAUAAUCCAUUGAAUCUGAUUAGCCCAUUA
Molecule: messenger RNA, 3051 nt
Organism: Misgurnus anguillicaudatus (oriental weatherfish)
Lineage: Eukaryota; Metazoa; Chordata; Actinopteri; Cypriniformes; Cobitidae
Source: RefSeq, a predicted model, not a curated record